Haemorhous mexicanus (house finch) is the source of this 1553-nucleotide messenger RNA. RefSeq names its product b(0,+)-type amino acid transporter 1-like. The transcript is spliced from 6 exons. Gene Ontology annotation, biological process: amino acid transmembrane transport. The record is from RefSeq and is a predicted model, not a curated record. NCBI's taxonomy places the organism in Eukaryota, Metazoa, Chordata, Aves, Passeriformes, Fringillidae. Gene Ontology annotation, molecular function: L-amino acid transmembrane transporter activity. The coding region runs from base 1 to 1455 and encodes 484 amino acids. Gene Ontology annotation, cellular component: membrane.
AUGAGGGAAAGGAAGGCAACAGAUCCACUCCAUUCAUCCACAGAUCUGACUGAAGGGAAGGAGAAGUUAACACUGAAACAAGAGGUCAGCCUGAUUAGUGGCGUGUCGUUAAUUGCAGGUACCAUGAUAGGCUCAGGGAUCUUUAUGUCCCCUGAGUGGGUACUACACCACAUGGGGAACCCUGCCAGCAGCCUGUUGAUCUGGGCAGCAUGUGGUCUCCUGGCCAUGUUUGGAGCCUUGUCAUAUGCUGAGCUUGGAACAAUAAUUAAAGAGUCUGGAGGAGAAUAUAUUUACAUUUUGAGGAUUUUUGGUUCCUUUCCUGCUUUCCUUUUCGCCUACACUUCUGUCAUCCUGGUGAGACCAGCUGGUUUGGCAGCUGUCUGUCUGAGCUUUGCUGAGUACGCCAUCGCGCCGUUCUACCCAGGAUGUUCAUCUCCGCAGGUUGCCAUCAAAUGUACAGCUGCCGCCUGCAUCCUGAUUUUAACUAUCAUCAACUGCCUCAACGUGAGGCUGGCAACAUCUGUUAUGAACAUUUUUACAGCUGCCAAACUCUUGGCUUUGUUGGUGAUUGUGGUGGGUGGGUUGGUGCUGCUUGCCAAGGGACAAACUCAGAGUUUUCAGAAUGGUUUUCAAGGCACCACUGCAGGUAUUGGGGCAGUUGGAGUGGCGUUUUACCAGGGGCUCUGGUCCUAUGAUGGAUGGAACAACCUAAAUUAUGUAACUGAGGAACUGAAGAAGCCUGAGGUGACCCUUCCCAGAGCUGUGAUGAUUGCCAUUCCUUUGGUUACAUGCCUGUAUUUGCUGGUAAACGUGAGCUACUUGGCAGCCAUGACUCCCUCUGAGCUGCUGUCUUCAGGAGCUGUGGCUGUCACUUGGGGGGACAAAGUCCUGGGCAGCUGGGCAUGGCUCAUCUCCCUGUCGGUGGCCCUGUCUACAUUUGGUUCCUCCAACGGGACCUUCUUCAGUGGAGGCCGUGUGUGCUACAUUGCUGCCAGGGAGGGCCACAUGCCAGACAUUCUGUCCAUGGCUCAUGUGGGACGCCUCACGCCCUCCCCUGCUCUACUGUUCACAUCUGCCAUGUCUUUAAUAAUGAUAAUAUCAGGGAACUUCACCAGCAUCGUCAACUUCUUCAGUUUUAUAGCAUGGCUUUUCUAUGGAAUGACUAUUUCUGGGCUCCUGUAUUUAAAAAUCAAGAAACCAGAACUGCCAAGAUCUUACAAGGUCCCAAUUAUCAUCCCAAUAAUUGUGCUGAUGGCAGCUGUGUACCUGGUGUUAGCUCCCAUCAUUGAUCAGCCCCAAAUAGAGAUCCUCUACAUCAUCCUGUUCAUUUUCAGUGGCAUCAUUUUUUAUUUCCCACUGGUUCGCUUCAAGUACCACCCUCGCUUCUUACAGAGAGUCACUUUGCACCUCCAGUUGUUGCUGGAAGUUGCUCCAACUACCAGGGAUGCAAACUGAGAUAACAUCCUUCCUUCACGUGGCUGCCUGCACCUCAUGGUUUAUCCCUUGGUUUUCAAGCUCAGAAAAUAUUCUUCUGUAAAGAGCAAUGAGUAGAA